Molecule: messenger RNA, 934 nt
Organism: Polypterus senegalus (gray bichir)
Lineage: Eukaryota; Metazoa; Chordata; Cladistia; Polypteriformes; Polypteridae
Gene: hsd17b8
Product: hydroxysteroid (17-beta) dehydrogenase 8
Exons: 9
Coding region: 33-803 (256 amino acids)
Molecular function (GO): oxidoreductase activity, acting on the CH-OH group of donors, NAD or NADP as acceptor
Source: RefSeq, a predicted model, not a curated record
GGGCGUGGUUAGUGGCAUUGAAGCAGAGUGUCAUGUCGGCUUCCGUGAAACUUGCUUCUCGGCUCGCAGUAAUCACAGGAGGAGGAAGUGGGAUUGGAAGAGCAGUAUGUCAGCGUUUUGCACAGGAAGGAGCAUCAGUUGUAAUUGCUGAUAUCAAUGAAGUCUCUGCCAAUGAAACACUGAAGUUGCUGUCACAUAACAACGAGGAUCAUAAGCAUUCAGCAUUCAUUGUAGAUGUGACAUCAAAGCGGAGUGUUGAACAGCUGUUCUCACAAAUACAGCUACGUUAUUUCCGACCUCCUUGUAUAUCUGUCAGUGCAGCAGGUAUAACCCAGGAUGAGUUUCUGAUAAAGCUAGAAGAGGAUGCAUUUGACAAAGUCUUACAGGUUAAUCUAAAAGGCACAUUCUUAGUAACACAGGCUUUAGCAAAGGCUCUUAUCUCCAGUGGCUUAUCUAAGGGCUCCAUCAUUAAUGUAGGAAGCAUAGUGGGCAAGGUAGGAAAUCUGGGUCAAGUUAAUUAUGCAGCUUCAAAAGCAGGGGUUGAGGGUUUGACAAAAACAGCUGCAAAGGAGCUAGGGAGGUAUGGUAUACGUUGCAACUGUGUCUUGCCUGGUUUUAUAUUAACUCCAAUGAUUGAAAAGGUUCCGCAGAAAUUGCUAGAGAAGUUUGCUGGAAUGGUGCCACUGGGGCGCUUAGGACAGGCAUCAGAUGUUGCAGAUGCAUGUGUUUUUCUGGCUUCAAAUGAGAGUCAAUAUAUAACUGGUGCAAGCCUAGAAGUGACAGGUGGUUUAUUUAUUGGAUAAGUGACUGGAAAGCUUCAUUAUAUGUUGGUGCAUAAGGAAGAAAGCACAAAUGAUUAAUACAAGUGGAUGGUAAAUAGCACAUUGAAUGUUCUUCUGGUAAUAAAAAUACAUGUUUACAAAUAAAAUGUAAA